Molecule: messenger RNA, 1528 nt
Organism: Cladocopium goreaui
Lineage: Eukaryota; Dinophyceae; Suessiales; Symbiodiniaceae
Source: the annotation of a GenBank genome assembly
AAAGCGACCGAUGCGGUGUCUCUUGUGCGGCCAUAGCCUGGACGCCGCGGCGGAGAACGGGCGAGGUGCGUGGUGUGGGUGGUGCGAGAGCGAGGCAGCCACACUGAGCCAGGAAGAGGUGGCGGCGCUCCAGAAAUUGGACCGGAUCCCGGCCGCCUUUGAAGUCUGGUGCUACGGCCGCCGUGAGGACGCCGAGGCCAGGGGGGUGGUGACGAAGAACUCCACGCCGGUGCCGCAGCCGGCGCGGCUCCUGCCGCGGCUGCCGUUGUUUUUGGGCGAUUUGGAUGAUGCAAAAGACGUGGACAACUUGAAGAAGUUGGGCAUUGGUUGCGUCAUCAACCUUUGUGCCGACAAAGUUGCGAGCAGUCGACGGUACCAAGACGUUCCAGGUAGACUGGCGAGGGCUCAGAUCCACCACCACAUUCUCGUCGCGGAGGAUGCCCGGCAUUUCAAGAUCCUGCCUGUUGUACAGGUGGCAUUUGGCAUCAUCAACGCUGCCUUGGCGCAAGAGACGAACAAUGGCGUCUUGGUGCACUGCUGGGGUGGGGUCAACCGCAGUGCCGCCUGUGUCGUGGCCUUUUUGACAACGCAGUAUAAGGUGCCUCUCUACGCUGCUGUGGCGGAGAGCAUGAAACAGCGAGGCACCAUUUUGACGAAUCAGUCCUUCCGAGCCCAGUUGGUCCGUUUUUGCUUCCAGCAGGGCUUGGACUUAUGUGGUGAGGAGGUCCCCGCGGCCCUGUGGCAACCACCGGCGGAUCCGGUGGCUCUGGGGGAUGCGCAGAGCUGCAAUGAUCCAACGAAGCGGCACAAGAAGGAGCCGCCCAAGGACAGCAACGACCACGGCCUGCGCUUUGCGGCGCGUGAUGGUUGCUUGAAAUGUGUGAUGGACUAUGUCGAGCAGGGCGUAGACCCAGAGAAGAAGGGCAAGAAUUAUUCGGCGCUGGGAUGGGCCGAAUGGAAGCUGGGAAGGGCCCUGGAUGACCAAGAGAAGCGACAAUACCGUGCGAUUCUGGUGUGUUUGCAGCGAGCCAGAGGGCAAGCAGAUGCCGUGUGAAAGUGGCUGCAAAAAAUGGGAAUGGCUUGGCUCAAAAGUGGGUAUGCACCAAUUUGAUCCAAUUUGUGGAUAUUUUAAUGGGAAGAUGAUGAUAAACUAUUGGAUUCUGUGACAUGAGGCAAAGUCCUUGUGUUUGAUCGUUGGCAAAGUUACCAACAAGAGUGUAGUUGAAAAAUCCCUGACAUUUCUAGCCUUCUCCGCUUUUGAAUCAGCAUUCUGGCACCCACCAAUUCCACGCAUUUUUGCGGGUUCAGUGAUGUGGCCUGUAGGGUGUCUUUGCGGCUGUUUGACAGAAUUGGAAGGCUGGUAAAAGUCAGACAUCGAGAGUUGAAGCAGUGUACGGGUAUCACGUCUUUCCAAUUUGAGCUGAUCGUUCAGAAGGAACUAUGGAUCAAGCUCUUUGUAGCAAAAUUGAAAGGCCAAUACAGUUCAAUUUUGAGGUCUUUCAAGGGUCCAACCAGUCUGGUGCCAAAA